Molecule: messenger RNA, 858 nt
Organism: Pelmatolapia mariae (spotted tilapia)
Lineage: Eukaryota; Metazoa; Chordata; Actinopteri; Cichliformes; Cichlidae
Product: E3 ubiquitin-protein ligase NEURL3-like
Exons: 4
Coding region: 1-858 (285 amino acids)
Source: RefSeq, a predicted model, not a curated record
AUGGUGAAGCAGAGCAACAACACGAACUCCGUUCUCCAGUCAGAGGUGUCACACAGAUGCAGUCUGCUCUGUCUCGGUCCUCUGAACUUCCACCGUCAGGCUGUGGGAGAAAAGAUCUGCCUGAGUCAUGGAGGUCGACUCGCAGAGAAGACUGAGGCCACGUUCAAGAAUGGGCUGGUGUUCAGCAACCGUCCAGUGAGAGUCCGGGAGAGGAUUCGUCUGAGAGUGCAGAGGGAUUCAUCCAUCUGGGACGGGGCUCUGCGUGUGGGCUUUACCACUGUGCCACCCUCAGCCAGAUCUCUGCCUCUGCCCUGCAUGGCCAUUCCCAACCUCACCAACAAGUCUGGACACUGGGCUGUUCCACUGGAUGAAUCUGUUUGUGAAGCAGGUUCAGAGCUGGAGUUUUGGGUUUCUCAUGGUGGCAGCAUAUACGUAGCUGUCAACAGCAGGCCGUGUAAGGAGCUAACAGGAGUGGACCUCAGCCAGCCUCUGUGGGCCAUGAUAGACAUUUACGGGCAGACGUGCUCCAUUUUGCUCCUGGGUUCAGAGAAACGUAAGCUGCUUUGCACUAGAAGAUCGUGUCCUCCACCUGAAUCCCUCACUUCACUUGCUGGUUCAGUUUCUGAUUUUUCAGACUUCACUGGUGAUGACUGCAUCUCCUGUCUUGAAACAGAAGUCCCAACAGGUAAAAAGAAUAAAACCUGUGUGGUGUGCAUGGUGAAAGAGGCCAGAAUCACACUGCCGUGUGGCCACCGGUGUUUAUGUAAACACUGCAACUCCAGAGUUUUUCAGGAGUUUGGCACCUGCCCGCUGUGUCGACACAAGAUCAGAGCUCCAUCGGCAGAGGAGCUGGUCUGA